UGAUAAUUCAACCACAAAUCUGACAAAAGUCAAACCAAUUCAGACCUUAAUUCCUCGAAUCAGACAUUUUCAUGUUAUUUUCUUAGAAAAGAAAAAUAUUUUGUGAAUAGCCAUAGUUAUGCAAAAUGUGUGUAUUUAUUUUAGACAUUUUAUGAAGAUAAGCACACUGUACAGUACUCCUUUUGCAGUGUAUAGAAAAGAAGGGUACAUAAAGUUUUUUUUUUUUUUAUAAUGUCAUUAAGAUGCUGAAGCAUGUCUAAUAUCGAGCCAUGUUAGUAAUGUUAAGCUCCUAUGUCAUUUAGGAAUUAGUUAUAUAACAGGCCUGUUGUUGGUUUACCCUGUACUGUAAAUGAUCCUUUACUAUAUAUUAAGUAUCACCUAUGUUUUGUUAUGUAAAGGCAUUUGGGUUUAAAGGUAUUAAUGGUGUGUACAAGAGAACUGAUAGCGAAGCUAUGAAAGAGCGAUGGUUGAGGCUCCACCCCGAGAGUGCAGGUGCAGCCUGAGAGGCAUUAAAGCAGAGGCGCUCACUCCGCCGCUCAUUAACCCGCUUUCUGCGCUUUCUGAAGAUGUGUGCGCUCUACUGAAGUGUCUAUACACAGGUUUAGUGUUCAGCAGCAAGCAAGAUGAGUUGGGCAGCACUUUAUAGCCAACUAGGAGGAGUGAACAAACACUCCACUAGUCUGGGAAAGAUCUGGCUCUCAGUUCUUUUCAUUUUUCGCAUCACCAUCCUGGUGCUGGCCGCCGAAAGCGUCUGGGGAGAUGAGCAGUCAGACUUUACUUGCAACACACAGCAGCCAGGUUGCAAAAAUGUCUGCUAUGACCACUUCUUCCCAGUCUCUCACAUCCGUCUCUGGUGCCUACAGCUGAUCUUUGUUUCUACCCCGGCUCUAAUGGUGGCCAUGCACGUGGCGUAUCGCAGGCGUGGUGUCAGAAAAGAACUCAUUGCAUGCAAGGGUGACAAGGCAAAGGAGGAAGACCUGGAGGGUCUGAAGAAGAGACGAUUGCCCAUUACAGGCUCGUUGUGGUGGACCUACACUUGUAGCCUGUUUUUCAGGCUCCUCUUUGAAGCUGGCUUCAUGUACGCCCUCUACUUUGUUUACGAUGGCUUCCAGAUGCCACGUCUUGUCAAGUGUGAACAGUGGCCUUGUCCAAAUAAAGUUGACUGUUUUAUAUCGCGACCAACAGAGAAGACAGUUUUCACAAUUUUCAUGGUGGGAUCUUCAGCUUUGUGUAUUGUGCUCAAUGUAGCAGAGCUGGUCUAUCUGGUCAUUAAGGCAUUGAUGAGAUGCUUAUCUAGAACCAAGAGGAGGCAUUCAUAUGCCCACUCAUCAGACAUGUCUAAAGAUGUGGCUCUUUUGCAGAACAAAAAGAAUGAGGUGUUGCUUUCAUCAGUCUCUGAGUCAAUUAAUAGCAAAUCUGUAUAAGAUUUCCAGUGUUUUUCACAGGUUUAACUCGAUUUAUUUUUCCAUUGUAUGAACAGCGCAAAAAUUAAAGAACAUUAAUGCAAUUGUACUAUUUCUGUAAUAUUCCAGUUUGAUCUCUUGAGAAAAAGUAUUAGGCGUUUGGUGAUGAACGUUUAAACACCUUUAGUACUGGUUAAAGUGUGGCCUUGUUUUUAUUUACCUUUUUUGUUUACACACUUGUAUUCUCAUUUGGGGAAAAAUCAAUGACCCCUAGUGGUCACUAAAUACAUUACAUUUAACAUGCCGGCUUGGUUAUUCAGUGUGUAGAUUUAAUAUUGUCUAAAAAAAAAAAAAAAAAAAUUAUUGUCUAAUCAGACAGACAGCUUAAAAUGCUCUUAUACCAAUCCAGUCUUUUUUUGCAGGCAGCAUAACUUUUGUAGACCGAUUGGACGAUUUUGAGAGCAUUUUUUGCUUACAUUUUAACUUCAAAUGCAGUGUUUUUUGUUUUGUUUUUUGUAAUUUCCAUGCUUGGUUAGAUAUCAUUAUAUUGGCACCAAGUUAUAUCUUAUAUAACAUCAUGUUUUGUUUUAAUCUGCAUUGGUGCAGGUGAUGAAUGUGGGUUUUAUAUCUGCAUAAACAUUUAUGUAAAAGUUGUAAUAAGCUGAAAUAAUUUGCCAAUUGUAUUACAAGCUGCAUUUUUUUUUAUUGCAUACGAAAACAACAUUUGUUAAUAGUUGUAAGUUUUGCUGACCUUUUUACAACUUGCCUUAGUGAAUGAUUGUGUCUACAUACUGUAUUUUGUCAAAUGUUUUUCAAGCUUUUGUGCUUUCUUCUAACCACAACAACAGAGGCUCGCAGUGGACUGGAGGUUCCAGUAUGGCAAGGUACAUUAUCACAUCCCUGGUUUGUUUUCCCUUUUCUCAAAACACAUGAAAAGCCUUUCAUCAUUUGGAUUGAGUGUUUUUGGGUUCAGGGACAAUCCAAAGCUUUAGGCCAGUGGACCUUAAUGACUGUACAGAUAAAAACACUAUAAUGUGGAACUUGAACAUGUGACAGUUUUUGCCUUGUGUUGUACAAUUGCAUACAAACCAUUAUUAUAUUUUAUAUACAAGUGAGCAAGUCUGUGUAGCCUAUAAAAAAAUAUUAAAAAUUAUCAAAUUAUUAUAAAAAAAAUACUUGCAUGCUGGAUGUGUGAGUAUGAUGGGUUUUGUUUCUCACAGACCGAAAAAAAUUGAUUUUUAAAUAAUUAGCCUCACAUGGUUUGCAACAGUGACAGGCAGGUUUGGAGUAUGUGUGUGUAUGGAGCAUUAAUAUUAUAUAUAAUCCUCAGAAAUCAUAGUCAUAAAUUAUCAAUAAAUAAUAAUCAUAUGUACAACCAAAUAACCUGAAGACACUUUGUCUCGCGAGCGCAGAUAGAUUUAUUAUAACAUAAAGAGGUCUGUGAACAUGCCAGUGUUUGCCACAGUAUAUAUGUGUAUAUGAAUGUUUGCAGAAAUAAAUUCAAUUUCAUUCCGA
Silurus meridionalis is the source of this 2918-nucleotide messenger RNA. It is a transcript of the gene gjb8, whose product is annotated as gap junction protein beta 8. The coding region runs from base 624 to 1424 and encodes 266 amino acids. Lineage: Eukaryota; Metazoa; Chordata; Actinopteri; Siluriformes; Siluridae. The transcript has 2 exons. The record is from RefSeq and is a predicted model, not a curated record. Gene Ontology annotation, biological process: cell communication. Gene Ontology annotation, cellular component: connexin complex.